Molecule: messenger RNA, 1320 nt
Organism: Cladophialophora immunda
Lineage: Eukaryota; Fungi; Ascomycota; Eurotiomycetes; Chaetothyriales; Herpotrichiellaceae
Exons: 2
Coding region: 151-1161 (336 amino acids)
Molecular function (GO): FMN binding; riboflavin reductase (NADPH) activity
Source: RefSeq, a predicted model, not a curated record
CUGGUACAUGCAACCCAUCAUAAACAUCUACGGAGUAUUUCCCAACGUAUUCAGGCUGGGGUUUUUUGGAUCAUAAGUGCAGAUAUGGGAUUAUAGAGCUUUCUAUCUAAAGGCAAAACACCGACACUGGAUGCUCCUCGACCCCUUGCCAUGAGCUCUCUGCGCGCCUCGGGCAAUUUACCCGGCUUGACCUCUGUCUGUCCCCUGUUAUCCAGAAGAAAGGCUUUACAUCCCACCGAAUUCCAACGCGUCUGUCGCGGCUCAAGCCGGAACGUCUCUUUGUUGCAUAAGAACACUGGCACCUGUCGCCGCCUAAGCUUCACUGGAGCAUGCACGCCGACCCCAGUCAACUCAAAGGCGUCAAAUGGCCGUGCCAUUGGCAGGCGCCUUAGCUCGAAAACUGUCACCCGAGGAUACAAGACCGCAGAAGCCGAUGGUCAGGCAGACUCAGAAUCAUUGAGUGGUUCAUCCCAUUCUCGACAGCUCAACUCAGGAACCGUCUCUGCAGUGUCCGAGGGUCCAACGAGUCAGGAAACCCAUCAUGUCCAGUCGCAAAUGAGAUGGGGGAUACCUCUUCGCGAGAGAGUCAAGGGGUUGAUGCGCCAUGUGCCCCAUCCUGUUGCCGUGAUUACCUCGACCGACACAUCCGUCAACGCCAACGGUGAUCCUUCUGCAUGGCGAGGAGCUACAGUAUCUUCGUUCAACACUGUGACACUAGAUCCGACCCCAAUUGUUUCUUUCAACAUCAAGCAGCUUUCUUCAACAUACGAGGCCAUCAGAGCCUCGGGCCUUUUCAACGUUCACCUGUUCCUCUGCGACCAUAUGGGGCAGAAAAUCGCCGAAAAAUUUGCGCGCGGCAACGCGUCUUCGCCCUUUCACCGGAGAGAUGGGACUCUGGCUUCGUUUGCGCGGUGGCGGUCGGACACAGCGCCGGCAUUGCGACCUAAUUCACCCCCAAUCAUUCAAUAUUUCCCGAAGUUUCAGAUAAAGUGCCGGUUCCUGUCCGAAAAAGCAGUGGAGAUUGGAGAUCAUAUGGUAGUUUUUGGAGAGGUCGAGCAUGUCUACGAUAGGUUGGAGGGCGUGGAUGGGUCGGACAUCUGUUUGUACUAUGUGAACGGCCGCUAUGCUCAAGGUCCCCUGGGAUCUACGCAUGGGUGGUGAAACAGAGGAGCCGAGAAUGGUAUUGGCUGUAUCUGCAAGAGCAAUCAGAACAGAGACGACUGACUGCUAACGGAUAGCAGUCUGGAAUAGUAAACUGCGGUGUAUAUUGUGUACUAGUAGUCUGAUAUCACAAGCUGCCGGCCUUGCCGCUAUUUGGAG